CACACCUCUCGAAUCUGGAUAACUUUUUUUUGUGUUUAUCAUAGUUCGGUUGCUGUACAUUCAAAUAUAGUUUGUUUUUUCCAUGUUUUCUUGAAGACGAUCGACAUGAUUAUGUUACUGGAUGUGGAUUUCCUCGAGAUUUGCUGUUAUGAAUUUGAAAAAUGCUAAGAGUUGAUUUGUGAAAGACAGACGGCAAAAUGUCAUUUCAAGAUUGCUUUUGGGGUCCUAAUGGAUUUGAAGAACUUCGGAAAGCUAUAAAGGAGGGGCAAGAUUUUACCAAAGAUAUCACGGCCAUACUGCAUGAGAGGUCUGAAUUAGAAAUUAACUAUGCCAAAGGUCUAUCAAAAUUAGCAACAAAAAUCAACAAAGCCACUAAGUUAACUGUUGGGACCAGUCAGAGUGCUUGGCAAGAAGUUGCACUGCAAAUGGAAAAUGAGGCUGAUGUACAUCGGCAUUUUUCUAGUGGUUUAGAAGAUGAUGUUGUUAAGCCAAUGAAAGUAUUAUUAGAUUGCCAACAUAAGCAAAGAAAAAUCGUUGAAAACUCAGUGGAUAAGAUUUCUAAAGUUCUGAAUGACAAAAGGAACGAUGAAUUGAAGGCAAAAAAGUUGAGUUACGUGUGUGCUAGAGAAAACGAAAGAAUGCAAGAGCAGGCUCUUGAUUGUAAAGUCAACAAAGGGAAACUUCUGACGGAAAAAGACAUUCAUAAAUUGGAACAUAAAAAAAGAAAAGCUGAAGAAUUAUUGAACCGAGCAGAUAUAGACUAUUAUAAUGCUUGCAUAAAAGCAGAAAGAACAAGGCAGGAUUGGGAAACCUCUGUUUAUAGAGCAAAUUCAGCUUUCCAACAGCUAGAAGAAGAAAGGUUAAACAGUAUGCAUGAUUUCGUGCAGAAGUAUACAAAUAACUAUUCUCUUGUGGGCCCUGCCUUAAUACAGUGCUCUGAAAGGCUUUCAACAACAGUGAAAACAGUUGAUGUAACAGCUGAUGUACAGAAACUUAUUGAAACAAGAGGAACAGGUCCAAAUAUUCCUGAGCAGUAUUUACCAGAUUUUUAUGCUGAAGGCAUUAAUAAUGAAAUGAAACGAGAGAGGAGGAAAGAAAUCCUUCAACGGUUUUUAAAUCUUCUGAAACAUGAUUUGGAACUUGAAAGGAAAGGAAAACAAGGUGUGGAAAAUUUAGCAAAAGUGUUUCAAGAAACUCCUACCUUUGGUGAUGCAGAUGCACAGCAAGAUGUGUUCGAGAAGCUUCAACAUAUGAGAGCUAUGCUGACAUAUCUUGAAGCAACUAGAUUCAAAAUGCAGUGCACCCUUGCUGAAAUAGAAGGGCGAAACAAACCUACUCAUCCACUCUUUGCUCAUAUGGAAGUGAAAAACAAACAGGGUAUGAAUCAGACUGUUUUAAAAGUUCCACAUUGGGUAAGAAUGGAGAGGAGGAACUCUGGGAGCAGUGGCUCUGGGUCAAGUGACUCUCCUGACUUUGAAGUUUCUCAAAUACAAGAUAACGGAAAUGAUCUCUAUGCAAAUCUUCCGACUCAUUCGAAUGGGAUUUCUUCAAUGACUCAAUGUCGAGCCAUGUACGAUUAUGAAGCAAAGUUGACAGAUGAAUUAACGCUGCAUCCUGGUGACAUCAUCACAAUGGUACAAAAAACUGAUGAUGGAUGGUGGCAAGGAGAGCUUAAUGGUGUUGUUGGAGUAUUUCCAUCCACUUAUGUAGAAGAAUUGUAAUUCUUUUGCACUUAGAAUGGACAAAUGUAUUCAUCUUGUUGCAACUAGUUUAUUCAUUUCAUAACAUACCUUAAAACAAAUUUUUUGUUAGAUUUUAAUGCAAGUUUUAAAAUUUUAGAGAUCAGAAUUCACCAUUUUUAUGAGAAAAAUAAAGUGUAUGCAACUAGAAUUUAAUUUAAAAAAAAAAAAAAAAAAGAAUUAAAUGAGACAUGUUAAAAUAAUUGAGUGCUUUUGUACCAAGAUGUAAGAUGUGCCUUAUUUUAAAUGCAUGAGCAAAAUUUCAACAUUGCAAUGCAUUUUUUGGACAUGACUGCACAUUCAGUAAGUCACUAAAUUAAUGCUUAGGUGUAAGCACUCGUAAGUUGGAAAAAAAAUAUAUCAAAAACAAAAAAAAUUUGUCUAGUUGAAUUUACGGUAGCUUUCAAACAUGUAUUUUGAAAAUUAAGUGAUCUUUUAAAUGUGACAAUUGAAGCCUAAAGCCCAAUUUGGUUAUAAUUACUUUUCAGUGCAAAACUUUCUAUUACCUGGUCAAGUCCAAACUAUCAACAUAUAGAUGCAAAAAAAGAACAAAGUUUUAAUUGAAUCAUUUUUAAGUGUAUGUUGCAUGUAGAUAUAUGUGAUAAUUUUUUUUAGCAUAUCAGCCAUAAAUGAUGUAUUAUUGUUCCUAUACACUUCAUCUUGUAAAUAAAAAUUAUAUAUGCAUUUAUUGUUAAAUUAUAAUGUAUAUUUGUAUAAAAUUGCAAAAUAAAAAUA
This is a messenger RNA of Uloborus diversus, 2474 nucleotides long. RefSeq names its product nostrin-like (gene Nost). The record is from RefSeq and is a predicted model, not a curated record. Gene Ontology annotation, molecular function: protein binding. Bases 198 to 1721 code for a protein of 507 amino acids. Gene Ontology annotation, cellular component: plasma membrane; cytoplasm. Lineage: Eukaryota; Metazoa; Arthropoda; Arachnida; Araneae; Uloboridae. The transcript is spliced from 13 exons.